UACACCAUGGCUGGAGGGGUGGGGAGGUGUAUUUUUAUUAUUGUCGAGAGAGUGGAGUGAGGUCAUGGUGCAUGUUUAUCUCAACUGAAAAGCAAGCACUGAGAACAGAUUUGAUCUUGAGCACAGAACAGCAUUAUUGUCUAAGGAACAGUGCUGCCUCCGGAAAGCUGAACUCGAAUGAGUCUCUGGCUUUUACGCCUCUUAAUCAUGCUAAGCCUUUCAGAUGAUGUCCCUGAAAAGCUCCAAUUCCUCCCUCUCUCUUUCCCCCUUCAGGUAAAAUUUUGAAAUGAUUUGACCUUCCGGUUCAGCGUUUGGGAGGAGACAGCCUCCUCUCUCCGCUUUUGAUCCCUUUGUGCACUUGCGAGAGGAUCCCUAAAGCCCCCUGGUUGUCGGUGGAGCGAGUUGUGAAGCUAAAGAGCCAGAGCAGCUGAGGCAGCGACAGCAGCAGCCUGGGAGCAGCAUCGCUGGCUCGCACACCGCCGCCGCGCGCACUGGCAGCCCGCAGCCCGACAGCCCGUCGGGGGCGCUUGUCCGCUCCAGCCUGCCCCGGACAGAGCCCCGCUGCCUGGGCAGACGACCAGCCUUUUGGUGGGGAGGGGGGGAGGGUGGGCUGUGCCGUGCGCAGGUAGGGGAGAUACACGAGCCGGAGAGAGAGAGAGAGAGAGAUAGAACGAGAGGAGAGCCGGGGCAGCAGGAGCGAGAGCGUCGCGCUGGGCUCGGCCCCGCCGCCGAUGCCGGGAGAGCCACGCGGAUAACGCUGCCUGGAGAAACCCGCGGAGAAGACAGGGACGGAGGGACGGCCAAAGUGGAGGGCAGACGGAUGAGGAGGGAUCGCCGGGAACGCUCCGGUCCUGGGUGUCUGGCUCAGUGACCCAGCCCCAGAGACUCGGAGAGGGAGCAUGGCCGGCCCGCCGGGCCCCUGCUGGCUCGGCCUGUGCCUGGUGCUCAUGGCGGCGGUCGCCUCCUUGUGCCAGGGCUGCCCGCCCCGCUGCGACUGCGUGCCGCAGCUGAAGUCGGUGGCGUGCCACCGCAAGCGCCUGAGCGCCAUCCCCGAGGGCAUCCCCACGGAGACGCGGCUGCUGGACCUCAGCCGGAACCGCCUGCGCUGCGUGGCGUCGGGGGACCUGGCGCCGUACCCUCGGCUGGAGGAGGUGGACCUGAGCGAGAACAUCAUCUCCGUGCUGGAGCCCGGCGCCUUCGCCAGCCUCCUGAGCCUGCGCGUCCUCCGCCUCCGCAGCAACCAGCUGAAGCUCGUCCCCAUGGGCGCCUUCUCGCGGCUCUCCAACCUCACCACGCUGGACCUGAGCGAGAACAAGAUCGUCAUCCUGCUGGACUACACCUUCCAGGACCUGCGCAACCUGCGCCACCUGGAGGUGGGAGACAACGACCUGGUCUACAUCUCCCACAAGGCGUUCAGUGGGCUGCUGGGUCUGGAGGAGCUGGCCAUCGAGAGGUGCAACCUGACGGCCAUCUCGGGCCAGUCGCUGUCCUACCUGCGCAACCUGGUCACACUGCGCCUCCGCCACCUGAGCAUCCCCUCGCUGGAGGACCAGAACUUCCGCAAGCUGGCGGGGCUGCGGGGGCUGGAGAUUGACAACUGGCCCCUGCUGGAGUACAUCUCCCCCCUCAGCUUCCAGGGGCUCAACCUCUCCUGGCUCUCCAUCACCAACACCAACAUCACCUCCGUCCCCUCCGCCUCCUUCCGCAACCUGGCCCACCUCACCUGCCUCAACCUGUCCUACAACCCCAUCAGCGUGCUGGAGCCCUGGGCUUUCCGGGACCUGGUGCGCCUGAAGGAGCUGCACCUGGUCAGCACCAGCCUGGUGUCGGUGGAGCCCCACGCGCUGGGCGGGCUGCGGCAGAUCCGGGUCCUCAACCUGUCCAACAACUACCUGGUCACCCUGGAGGAGAGCUCCUUCCACUCGGUCAACAGCCUGGAGACGCUGCGGGUGGACAACAACCCGCUGUCCUGCGACUGCCGUCUGCUGUGGAUCCUGCAACGCCGCAAGACCCUCAACUUCGACGGCAGGACGCCGGUGUGCGCCGGGCCCCCCGAGGUGCAGGGCAACACGCUCAGCACCUUCUCGGACUCGGCGCUCUUCGACUACUUCACCUGCCAGAAGCCCAAGAUCCGCGACCGCAAGCUGCAGCACGUGACGGCGCGCGAGGGCCAGGUCGUGUCCUUCCUGUGCCGGGCCGAAGGCGAGCCCGUGCCUGCCAUCAUGUGGAUCUCCCCCCAGCGCCGCAAGAUAACCACGAAGAGCGGCGGCCGGGUCACGGUGCUGCCGGGGGGCACCCUGGAGAUCCGCUACGCGCAGGUGCAGGACAGCGGCACCUACAUCUGCAUCGCCAGCAACGCCGGCGGCAACGACACCUACUUCGCCACGCUCACCGUGAAGGGGCAGCCGCUGGACGCUGCGCUCUUCGCCAACCGGACCCUCUACGCGGGCGACUUCAACGAGACCAGCCUGAACGACACCCGCGUCUUCCUCAAGUUCACCCUGGACCUGAAGACCAUCCUGGUGUCCACGGCCAUGGGCUGCAUCACCUUCCUGGGCGUGGUCCUGUUCUGCUUCCUGCUGCUGUUCGUGUGGAGCCGCGGGCGGGGCCAGCACAAGAACAACUUCUCGGUGGAGUACUCCUUCCGCAAGGUGGACGGCCCCACCACCAGCGGCGGCCAGGGCGGGGCGCGCAAGUUCAACAUGAAGAUGAUAUGAAACCACGCAGCCAGGGGUUCCCCGGGGGAGGCAUGAGCACGCCCCAACUCGCGCACUCACACACACACGCGCGCGCGCGCAGGCUCACGCACAUGCACGCAUGGUGCACUUGCAACAGAAAUGAUUGAAAAAAAAAAACCUGACAAGAUGCAUGAAAAGCACCACUGUCCCUUACUGGCUUUUGUUAAAAAAACCAACACAUUUCAUGAUAGCGAGUCGAUAAUCAAGAAUCCUAUUUUUACAAGCGAUGAAGUUAGUCCCAGUUAGCCAGACCCAUCAGUAUGCUGCAUUAGCACACUAUGAAAUUGAACGUUAGUUCUCCAAAAAAGAGGCCAUCUAAAAGUGUUUGAUUGGAACAAGGUAUGAACACUAGCAGAGCUCUGAUUCAGAAAAACAUUUCGCCAGCACAUUGCGAUUACUCAUCGCUUCCCUCGCUCGUUAACUUCGUUACCUGGAUUCUGACGGAUUAGGGUUCUGAAGAGCUCCUGAAUUCUAGUCACGCAACUUUGUUUAAUUAUAACUUUGAAAGAGCUACAGUUCCCUCUGGGCUGCCAUUAUUUAAUCACAGCAUAUUUCGAAGUAGGCGUUUUUGGGGGAACGGAAAAAAAAACAAGACUCUAAGAGACAGUGAUGCUUCGUAAUGUUUCCCGAGUUCAAACACCUUGUUGGCUGAUCUCUGCAGUGGGAUAGGAAAGUCUAUAUCAGUCGCUGUAUUUGGGUAAUAAUUAAAAAUACAAGCCUUACAGCCAAA
Messenger RNA from Lepisosteus oculatus (spotted gar), 3468 nucleotides. NCBI's taxonomy places the organism in Eukaryota, Metazoa, Chordata, Actinopteri, Semionotiformes, Lepisosteidae. The record is from RefSeq and is a predicted model, not a curated record.